Messenger RNA from Eupeodes corollae, 9747 nucleotides. RefSeq lists its product as uncharacterized. The record is from RefSeq and is a predicted model, not a curated record. Gene Ontology annotation, cellular component: beta-catenin destruction complex; cytoplasmic microtubule; catenin complex. Gene Ontology annotation, molecular function: microtubule binding; beta-catenin binding; gamma-catenin binding. Bases 342 to 8729 code for a protein of 2795 amino acids. Lineage: Eukaryota; Metazoa; Arthropoda; Insecta; Diptera; Syrphidae. The transcript is spliced from 6 exons. Gene Ontology annotation, biological process: regulation of cell differentiation; pattern specification process; nervous system development.
UACAAAAAUGUUUUCUCUCUCAGAUUUUUCCUUGUCGUCGUCUUGUUAUGUCGUUUAAUUCUGUGUGUGAUCCUCCUCGGUGAAAUUUUAUCAGAAAAAAAGUAAAAAUAAAAUAAAACAUAAAUAAAAUCGAAAAAAUAAGAAAAGAAAACUAUAAACCAACAAAGAAAAGAUGAAAUAAUUAAACAAAAAUCCCAAAUUCAUUGUUUUCAUAACAUUGAACAACUAACUCAUCCGGAAACCAUCUUCUCUUCUCAUCUUUGGGAUUAUCCGAGUUCACAAAGAUGGUCCAUUUUGAGUGCUAGAGAAAGAAUACAAAAACAAAGCAAUAAAGAUACACCAUGUCAUCUUUACAAAAAGAUCUCACGCGCUCGCAUUCAUCGGCGUCGUCGAAUCAAGAUCUAGAUGAUAUAUUCAUCGAUCAUACGGAUUUAGAGGCUCUAGACGAUGUUACACCGCAAAAACGCCACUUUCUAGACUACGAUGCUGUAGCUCCACCGGGAUUUGAGGAAGAUUUCAGUGCAAUUCUUACGAUUGGUGGCGGAGGGCCCCAAGGAAGCUCACAGCAGAAAGUAUCGUCGUCUGUGAGCUCAGGCCUGGGCGAGAAUCUAAAAAUUGACAAAAAGUACGAACGCGAUGGGGAAAUUAGCGACUAUGAGUUGGCUGCAAGUGGUUAUACGAAAAAAGAAUUCACUCAAGACGACAACACUCUUGUGGUGGUGAGGAAUUCGUGUGGCGGCAGUUCUAGUGGAGCGUUUGGCAAGAAGAAACAUUUUCUGGACGAGAAUCCGAUUCCGCCUGACUACAUGCUCGACAAGGAAAUGCGUGAACACAGGAGCUUAGACAGGAAUUUUGAGAGACAACACGACUUUCAGAGGUCUACAUCUGGGUCAAGUGGUCGCAAGCACUCGUUGGACAGGGACCGAGACUCACGCGGCUCGACUCGUAAAUAUAAGGAGCCCAGCUACACGCUAUCACGGUUCAUAGAGAGUGAUCUUGUUGUGCCACCGAUGGAGAGCAGUUUAACUUGGGCAGCAGAAGAACGCACAGAUGGAAGUCAAUACUCGGGGUUGCCGAAGGCUGAAUGUGUUUAUUCGUUGGCCUCAAUGCUUGGAUCUCACGACUCAGUUGAUGUCUCGAAGAAGUUUCUCGAAUUGUCUCGAACUAGUGAAGCCUGUGUUGCUUUGCGAAAGUCUGGAUGCAUCCCAUUGUUGGUGCAAAUGAUGCACUCGGAUGCGAAUGAUGGGGUUCGUAAGUAUGCCGGAAUGGCACUGCAUAAUGUUGUGCAUAGCCAUCCCGAUGACAAGGUGGGUCGCCGGGAAGCGAAAGUCUUAAGACUCAUCGAACAAAUACUGGACUAUUGCAACUUCUUGAAGACAUUGCUCCAGAGUGGAGGAGAAGCAAUUGCUGACGAUUCUGACCGUCAUCCGCUGGCAGCAAUUUCGAGUCUUAUGAAAGUCAGUUUUGACGAGGAGCACCGACACGCCAUGUGUCAACUGGGCGCGUUGCAAGCUAUUGCCAGUCUAGUGCACUUGGAUCAUGCGGUUCAUGGACCGAAAUCAGAGGACGAAUGUUGCAAUUCACUGAGACGAUACGCUCUUAUGGCAUUGACAAACCUAACUUUUGGCGAUGAAAACAACAAGACUCUCCUCUGUGGAAACAAAGAGUUCAUGGAAGCCCUAGUCGCACAAUUGGACUCUGCUCCAGAUGAUCUUCUGCAGGUGACGGCAAGUGUGCUUAGAAACCUGUCAUGGCGUGUGGAUAGCAAUAUGAAAGCGGUAUUGAAUGAAAUUGGUACAGUGACAGCUUUGGCCAAGGCUGCCAUGAUCAAUAAGAAUGAGAACACCUUGAAGGCGAUUCUGUCUGCAUUGUGGAAUUUGUCGGCGCAUUGCAGCACUAACAAGGCCGAAUUCUGUGCCGUUGUAGGCGCACUGGCAUUUCUAGUCGAUAUGCUGACCUACGAGGGUCCAAGUAAGACACUUAAAAUAAUCGAGAACGCCGGAGGAAUUUUGAGAAACGUCUCUAGUCAUAUAGCAGUCCGUGAGGACUACAGGAAAAUUUUACGUGAACGGAAUUGUUUAGCAAUCCUCUUGCAACAAUUGAAGUCAGAGAGUCUAACAGUUGUUAGCAAUGCUUGUGGAACGUUGUGGAAUCUAUCUGCUCGUUCAGCUGAAGAUCAGAAAUUCCUCUGGGAUAAUGGAGCAGUACCAAUGCUGCGAUCGCUUAUACACUCAAAACAUAAACUGAUAUCGGAAGGCAGUUCGGCUGCUUUGAAGAAUCUGCAAAAUUUUCGCCCAAGCAUACUUAAUCAGAACAAUAUGGAUCCGAUUGCUCGAUCUAUGGGUCUGAAGGAAUUGCCAACGUUGAAUGCUCGAAAACAGAAAGCUCUCGAACAGGAAUUGGUCAAUCAGAAUCUUUCGGAAACAUGUGAAAAUAUUGACGUGGUAACGCCACCGAAAGAACGGAAUGAUUUUACACCACUCACAGAUCCCCGUAAGUUUCCGCCACCCCCGGUGCGUCUUACAAGAUCCGCCGUAGUCUCGAAGAGUGAAAGCAGAGAUUCAAUUUUUUCAGCUAAGUCAGAUUCGGCAUACGAAAUGAUGCGAGGCAAUUCAUCUUUGGUUCGUGGGAAAAUUCCCCCCGAUAGAAAUAUCGAGUUCGCGGUUAAGACAGCAGCGUUCGAUGUUGAAAAUGAAACAGAACAACCAAUAGAUUACUCCGCCAAGUACUCAGAGAGUACUAAGUCAAAUAAGUCCCUUGCAGACUCUGCAACAAAACCAAAUCAAAAGGGUCUAAAGACUGCUCGCAACUAUUCCAGUUACCAGGAGACCGAUUUGGACCAGCCUACGGAUUUUAGCUUAAGGUACGCCGAGAAUCAAGUUGAAUCAGAUAUCGAAGAGAAAACGCGAAUGAACAAUGGAAGUGAAAUAAUUUUAAUACUCGAAGACAGCGUGAAGUGUUACCAAACCGAGGACACUCCCUACGUCAUUUCAAAUGCGGCCUCGGUGAGUGACUUGCAGAAUCCGAAAUUGGAAGAAAACAUUGUUCGCACUAAGCCGCAGACAUCCGUGCUUCCUUCAAGUAACGUGAUCUAUGGAUCGGGUUCGUAUACUCCAGAGAAACCAAUAAACUACUGCGAAGAAGGGACACCUGGUUACUUUAGUCGCUACGAGUCGUUGAGUAGCCUCGAAGAAUCCCCACAAAAUGCACAAACAGUAAAUGGAAACACAUCGGUGAAAUCAAAGACAGACAAAGCUAGCAGCAAUGCAAAGCAGGAGACGGAGAAAUCACCAGAACCAGCUCCAACGGCAGUAGUUGUUGAUGUCGAUGUAGAUGCGGAUGUAAAGGACGACAAGACGGCGGCUUUACCGCCAAAUAAUGCUCCAGAACCAGGGCCAUGUGCUAUAUUAUCGAAAAACAACUACAACUCGGCCCAAGAGACGCCGUUGAUGUUUUCCAGGCACAGCUCGAUGGACUCACUUGCAGAAGAGGAAGAAGUCGGAGCCAUUGUUGCCGACGACAAAAGUUCUGUGGUUAGUGAUUUUAGUCGUCUGGCGAGCGGUGUUAUUUCGCCUUCCGAUAUUCCCGACUCCCCAACUCAGAGUAUGCCACAAUCUCCGCGCAGAAACAGUAACUCUCAGUUGCCUUUCCCGCCAAUGGUGGCGGUUGUAGCGAGUGGCAGUUCAAAAAAUCAGAACCCAGCACCUCCUCGCCUGCGCAGCGUCUUCGAAGAUGAUCUCAAUACAUUCCAAGUGGAGAAUACCCCCGCUCAAUUCUCAUGUGCCACUAGUCUAAGUAAUUUAAGUUUGGACGACGAACAGCCUACAGAUAAGGUAGAUAUGGAUCUGAUAAAGGACGAAGACCCUCUUCUGCCCUCGACCUGCGCUGAUCAGAAAGCAAUUGAGUCUGCAAAGACAGUUGAUAUCGCGUUUUCUGAGGGCGAAGAAGAGACAAACGACGACUACCUCCUGGCAACAUGCAUUAACAUUGGAAUGAAUCGCGAUCGAAAAGAGACUGAAGGGCACAAAGAUACAAACAUUAUUUCAUCAACUCCAGCUGGAGACUCGACAAAGCAAUAUUUUACCGAGGACACCCCAGCUCUCCUUUCGAAAGUUGGCAGCAAUACAAAUUUAUCAACCAUUUCGCUACUCACCAAUCCGAUGGGAAACAAAAUCGAAGGUGAGAUGGUGGCGAAUCUUUCGGACGAUGUCAGUUCGAAUGCUUCAGAAGCCGGCGGACUCGAUUUGCUGGAACAAUGUAUUCGAGACGGAAUGAAAAAACCGGUUAAUAUACCGAAGGAUAAUGUGACGAGCACUGAGGCGAAUGCAAAAAGAAACACUGGUCCUCAAGGUAGCAGAAAAAGCUCCGCCCCCCAACCGCGAAGGAGACCUGAAAUUGCUGCUGCAAACGAUCCUAUAGCAAUGUUGCGGAGGGGCGGGCUUUCCAUGCACAAUUUUGCACCACCAGUCAAUGAUGAAAUGAACAAAUACCUGGUGGAGGACAGUCCUUGUAAUUUCUCAAUGAUGUCGGACCUAUCGAAUCUGACCGUUGGUUCUAGUAUUGUUGGUCCCGCUUUGAUGAAGAAAUUGCCAUCAGGUGGUAGUGAUUACAGAUCGGCCGACAUCAACGAGUCUAAGAAAAUGCAUCAGCCUCAGAUGCAACAUCCGCAAGCAUCAAACAUCGCAGACGAUUCAUUAAGCUCGCUUUCCAUUGAAUCAGAAGAGGAUACGAAUUUACUUAGUCAGGCUAUUGCCGCUGGUUGCAAUAGACCCAAGUCCAAUCUUGGUUUCAAUUCGUCAAACAAACGUCCCUUAUCCUCAUCACAACCGAUUCCCACAUCAUCGAGAUCGGCAACUAAUCAACACCUUUCAUCAAAUCAUCAUCAAAAAACAUUCGAUGGCAAUGAGUCUAUCAGUUCCGUUGACUCGAGCGACUCGAACGACAACCAGUCCAAGUCACUAUUUGAGCAAUGCAUCCGAACUGGUAUGAAUAAAAAGACGCGACAUCAAUCAGAUAAGUUACAGCAACAAGGCCGCUCUUCAACAUCGAAUCCAAAUUUGAACGUUACUCCCAAGUUAGCACAACACUCGAGCAUACCGCGUGUGCCGAAUCCAAAGACACCAUUGCGUUUGGAUCGGGAACGCCAGAGAGAUCGUGAACGUAAGGAUGAGCAGCUUUUGCAAGAAUGCAUAAGCACCGGCAUGGCAAAGAGUGCCGGAACUAAUCAAAUCAGACCUCCAGCAAGACACACUAGGCACAUGCUGUCUUCAGUCGACACUAUGUUUAACCAAAGACGCACCAACGAUCCGCAUCAUAUUCCACAUGUUGCAAAUUUCGCAACAGCCAACAUGCAGGCGCAAUCGCCGGCAGUCAUCCCUACAAUGGUCCCGACGAUGACGCAGAAGUUGUCAAAAAACGGGGAAACUACGUCUGCAGCUGUGUUGGAACAGUAUCAACAUCGGGAAAUUACUACAUCUCCAAGUGCCCCCAACACAGCUCCAGGCGUAGGGAUGAAAGAGUAUCCAGACGGCACAAAAGACCCAAAAAGUCUUCAACAUCUGCAAUUGACGGCGGCGGCGUCGGGCAAGGCGGAGGAGGUUGUAUUAACCCACGACAGCAACCGCCCAACGACAAUUGGGUCUAGCACAAGCAGUGCAGAGGGCGGUGGAGCAGAAUCUUUACUGCUGGCUAGUAUGAAUACCACAUGGACGGACGAGUAUCCGGGACAGGGAAUGAUCAGCAGUCAGGACUCCUUCCAAGAAUCGCAGUCCGUUUCGUUUGAUAUGGAUAAUUCAAGCCACCAGCAAGUUACUCCCAUUGUACCCAACAAACACAAGGAUCCAGACCUCAUGUUAAAAUCCGUUGAACGACUGACCCACGAUUAUGUGUCCACAGCCGAGUACUUGAGGGCUGCCGACAAUAGUGACUUGACAGACGAAGCAGUAUGCAACAAUAAAUACAACAGCAACACCACAACCACAACAUCCAACAACACCUGGAGUGAGGACACAUGCCCCAACGAUGUUUCAUUCCCCAGCGUGAGCAUAUCUGCUCCGAUGAUUGCCUCUCUGCAGGAUGACGACGAUGACGAUCAGACUUCCAUGCUAAUUGAUCACUCAUCGUUCCGAUUCAAAGGUGAUAUGCACGACUUUGCUGAGAUAACUCCAACCAAUGAGGCCCAGCCAUUUGAAUCUUUGUCAAUGCAAACCAUGAAUACAGUCGAGGAAGUUGGCACCUCCCAGCCCAAUUCCUUGGAAACAGAAACCGACACUUUAGUAAACGAUGAGAUAGCUGCAGUCGUUUCGGAAAAUGAACACCUGACUGAGCUAUCAAGCGAAGGGAUCAGAUUCCACGUAGGCGGAGAAGUGAAACAGGUUCCGUUGCCAGUUGCCUCGACAAACAACUACUUGACCCCAGGAUUUGGAGUGCCAUCUGUUAUGACGAACUCUACGAUUAUCGCUCUGGAAGCUAACAGAUUGGCUGAUAAUUUACUGAACGAUAUGACUCAAAGCACCAACAGUCUUGAUCUGGACAAUAUUCGUCCGCCGUCUUGCAUGGAAUCACUGAGUAUGUCUGGUUGCUAUGAAGUUCCGCAAAGUCCGCAACUGUCUAGAUUAAGGAAGAAAUCGUUGCCUGCCGGUAUUGUGGCAAGACGUGCUCUAGGCCAUCUACCGGCAGCACUAAACGGUAGCCUGGAGAGUGUCAAUUCAAGUUGCAACCUAGAAAACAUAAAACCCCCAUCACUUAUGGAUGAACUCCUGGACUCAAUGAUAAGUGUAUCAAGCAUUCAAUCGGAAAUUGUCGACCAGAGCCUGAACAACACAACAGUGAGUAACUACGAGACGGCCUAUGACUUCGAUGAUAACACCAUCACUUUGCAAAGCUGCUCCGAGAUACUGCCUCGAGAUGGUUACGAUUCAAAUGAAACGCCACUGCAAUCAGAUUUCAGCUCUGCCGAAUCGACACCAAGAAAAUAUCGCAAUGUCAACGGAGUGAAGAGAACUUUAACGCCCAAGCAGAAAAGGAAGCUUGUCAAGGACCGCUUUAAAACAUACACAAUUGCAGCAGAUUUUGCUCUCAACGAAAACUACAAUGGUGAACUGGAAGAAUUAGACUUUGACGGGGACGAAGAUGAAGUCCUGCAAAUAGAAAUUGAAGAAGUUGAAGACGUUGCCGAAAACGCCGGUCCACAUGCACUAAAGAAGAGUCCGUCGGCGAUUCAAAGAAGAACUGCAAAUCCCGAACGCUAUCGCACUCGGACCAUCAGCUAUACGUGUGACCAGGAAUCGAAUAAUUUUGAUAUUCAAUCAAUUGGUGCGAGUAACGAUCAAGAAAGUCUAACUUCAACUGACGAUUGCUCCGAAGAGAUGUCCUCCAUCAAGGCGAUGACAAAGCAGUUUAAAUUUAUUGCUUCUCCCGAUCUGAUCGCUGACCACACUCCGAUUGACAUGGAAGAAGGAAGUUCGAUGCAGACGGUGGUGAUUGCUCCUUCCACAGCGACCACAGCUGAAAGUGACUACAAUAGCAUGGAAUGUGAUCAAACUUCUGAGACCGAGUCGUGCUAUCAGAACGAGGAGGAAGCUCCUACGAAGCGUUUGGUCAGACCACGAAUUGUUAAGCUAGGUGACAAGGAUUCCGGAACGGAAGUGAAUUUCAGCGAAGACGGUCUGACACCACCUGAAUCGGUUGUAAAAGCAGUACGUGGACGGAAGAAACCCCAAUACAUAUCACCUUACCGCAAAACAGCAACAACCCGUCUUUCGUUUCCCAGCAAGGCUCAAAUAAAUAACAUAACAAACAUUGCUGUCAACAAGACGUCACAACUCAAGAAAUUGCCCGUGACAAGUCUCAAACAAAAGAACUCCAAACCGUUAGUAGCUGUUGGUGGUGUGGCUGCUUUCAAGAAAUCUGAUGUGCCAUCCAAGUUGGGUCCAAAUGUGGUCCCAAGUGUGUCUCCUAACAAAAAGCCAAAAAAUGAUACGACUACGUUAGUUGUACCGGCAGCCGCUCCUCCGCCAGCACUUGAACGGCAAGGAACUUUUGUUCAGGAUGAACCAACAAUCACUGAUGUUCCAGUACCUGUUGUGGUUUCGCCGACUCGUGCUUCGAAGCUGCCUUUGAAGAAAUCGAUUGCCACUAAGCUGAAGCCGCCCUCCUCGAAAGUAGCUCCAACUGUUGUUGGAAAGCUUCCGAGACAAGUAACCAUGCCCGCCCGACCCUAUACGGCAGCUCCAAGCAUCGAUUCAAAACGCAAAGGUCUUAUCGGAGUGCGCAAGUCGCCCAGCGUGCCAACCGUACCCCAGCGAUCGAACAGCAAUGCCUCAAUCCGGGUUACACCCUCGGUGCAAUCGCUGCGAUCCAAUCUUCCGUCAACCAAUCCUCCAUCACGCAGCAAUUCUAACUUGACGACGGCAACGAAGAUAAACCAAAUCAGUAGUCGCAUCGCAGGCAUAUGGAAGAAGGUAGACGAAGCUAAGCGAUCCGCAUCCAAAACAACUCCUAUGGCACCAACAAGGCAGGCGACGACGGUAGCGCCCACAAAACCCUCUCAACUCCGGACAGUAGGCAAACUUAACCGAAGCUCAACUUUCGACAACAGUCCGGCAGAGGCACCCAAAAAGCAGCCGCUCUCCACAGUUGCCGCGGGCUCGAAAGGUGCCAAUCAGGUUCACAUUUCGCCGACGAAGAGAAUUCCCGUCACCGUUUCGCCCAGAAAGCGUUUCGAAUAGGAAACCUAACCUCCAUAUUCUUUGUUUUUUUCAUACAAGAAAGCUUAGCCAAAUGUUAAUGUUAAGAUCUUUUGAUAUUGAUCACAGCAAUGGAUUUGUAUUUUCUGAAACCAAAACUUGUAAGACUUGAGAAGCAUAUUACUUGUAGUUUUAUCUUUAAAAUUAAAUUCAAUUUUCGUGUUUAAUUAUCAUAUUUUUUAAAUAAAAUUUGCAUUAAUUAGUUUGUAGCUUAGUUAGUAAACAUUAGAAAAACAUUCUCAAUUCUGCAGCACAGUGUCUUAGGUCUAUUCAGCGAUGAUGUACCCAAGAUCGUGGUUUUAGACAUGAGCUUGUGCUCCAGAAUUGACAGUGCUUGAAAAGAUAUUGAAUUAUUCUCUCAUUUGUAUAGUAUCAGUAGUUUUUAACUUCAACUUGGGUAACAAUGUCUAAUUUAAUUAAAUAUAUAUUAAAAUAUACAAAUAGGCAGCUUCAAGGAUGGGAUGAUAUGAAAAAUCAUUUAAUUUUAGUUUUAUUGGAUAAACAUUACAUUAUUUCUUUGAUCUUUCUCUUUCUUCCUCUUUUUUCUUAAAAGUUACAAAAUUUAAAAACAAGUUAUUUAAUAAAUUAUAAGUUCUUAGACCUUAAGACCAUGUGUAGCUUAUGUAAGUUAUUUAUUUAUAUAUUUUUCGAAAACCAAUCAACUAACAGGAACAAUACACAAAAACAAGAAGUAGUAAUAAUAAUAACUGAGGUAUAUGAUAUUGAUAACGAUAAUGAUAAAUAAUAGUAGAGAGAUGUUUUUUUGUAAGAAGAUUGCUUUGAAUCAAAAUAAACAUUAUUAGCAAUAUUGUGUAGACAUUUUGUUUUUGAAUAUAAGUUAUAACCCACAGUACUGUAUAAUCCCUUUAUGCAUAUUUAAAAAGAAAAUUAUUGUUAAAAACUACAUUUAAAAAUAUUAAAACAAAACAAAACCAACAACAACAAAAAUAUUGUCUGUUCCUCUGAAAUAUAAUCAAAUAAAUAAAUAAUUGUAAUGGUA